Fraxinus pennsylvanica is the source of this 435-nucleotide messenger RNA. The record is from the annotation of a GenBank genome assembly. NCBI's taxonomy places the organism in Eukaryota, Viridiplantae, Streptophyta, Magnoliopsida, Lamiales, Oleaceae.
AUGGUCAAACGAUUUCAGGAUUAUCAGAUUGAUGCUCUCAAGUCAGCAUUCAAACAAUCCCAACACUUGACGAAAAAUAAGAAGAUCGAACUGGUGACUGCUACAGGACUGGAUGUGGAGCAAAUUACUAGCUGGUUCAACAGGAAUCGAGCCCAAAAGCGUGCUAGGAAGUCGAUAGGGGACUUGGAGCUAACCAAGGCCGAGCUUCAUCAAGCGCUGCAAACACUCCGCGAAGGCCAAGAAAGGGAAGCAGGGCUCCAAAAAGAGCUUCAAGCAAGAAAGAAGAAGGAAGCUGAGCUAAGAGCUGAAAAUCAGGAUUUGAAGCAUCAACUGGCAAUAGUUGGAGGUGAAUCAGGUGAUUCACAGUUUGAUCACUUCUUGUGGUCUUCGCAUGGCCCAGGUUCAACUCAGAGCAAUAAUCUUCCUAGGUCCUAG